This is a messenger RNA of Aspergillus japonicus CBS 114.51, 1305 nucleotides long. RefSeq lists its product as uncharacterized. NCBI's taxonomy places the organism in Eukaryota, Fungi, Ascomycota, Eurotiomycetes, Eurotiales, Aspergillaceae. The transcript is spliced from 2 exons. Bases 252 to 983 code for a protein of 243 amino acids. The record is from RefSeq and is a predicted model, not a curated record.
CGCGACGGUCAGCAUUCCGAUUCCUUGGCCUGGGACCCAUCGAGAAACUUCGAGUUACGUGACCCCCGACGUCUGGCCUUGGGUUACUGGCACAGGGGCAGCCGCUGCCUACACUGGUAGUUGGUCAUAUUCCAGCUCAGGACAGGUUCAGCCGCCAAGUGCGGCGUCCGUGACCUUCCUUCCGGUCUACAUCAGCCUGCUCGCCAUCUGCGCCGGCCUCAUCCUCCCACUUCGUCUCUAGAACUAGCUCGAUGGCUAGAUCAAUCGCCAGCUCAAUCGCCAGUUCAACGGGGACUAGUGUGACAUUGACCGGCUUGAUCAGCUUAACCAGCUCGACGAGGGUCAGCUCGCUGGAGUCCAUUCCAACGCCCUACUGGAAAACGACCAGCUCGACAACGACUGGCCGGAUGACAAGCAGUGCGAUGCUUAGCAGUUCUAAGAGACCUAGCACCCAUCUGACCGGCCCAACAAUGACUAGUUCGAUGAUGACCAGUUCGACGAUGAUCCUUCCAACGCCCAGCUGGAAAACGACCAGCUCGAUGAUGACCAGUCCGACGACGACCAGUUCCACGACGACCAGUUCCACGACGACCACUUCGGUGGCGACCAGCUCGAUCAAACCCAGUUCAUUGCCGACUAGCCCAACACCGACUGGCUCGCAUACCGGUUCGACUUCAAGUGGCUCAAUGACAGCCAGUUCGAAUGUCAGCAGCUCUACAUCACAUAGCUCUACUGCUACAUCACAGACCAGCCUGAACACUGGCCAUACAACCUCUUUAUCUUCCACCAUGACCACGAAAGCCAUCAAAACCACCCAGCCUACUACUUCAACUGGAUCCUCGACUCGACCUACACAAGUAUCGCCGACCGAGACAGUCCACAUAGCACCUAACGUCGACGCAGGACGCGGUUGUUUUGAUGACGUUCCACUUUCCAUGGCCGCUAUAUGUGGGCUCAUCUCGUUCACACUGGCUCUGGUCUAAACCAUGCCUAUCCAUUGCGAAUGAUUAACCUUUACGAGUUAUGUUACAUUUCUACGAUCAUUGUGAGGCGACGUUAUGCGACACGAUACAACCAAGACUAAUGAUGCACGACCUUUUAUGAAUAAUUGCUUCCUAUGUAUAUGAAUGACGACCUCGGGUUGAUCUUGUUGAUAUUUUCUAUUGGAUAUGUAUAAUGUCAGUGGGGCAGCCAUCAACAUGCUGGCGAGAGUGUUGGAUUUAAACUUAAGAGCCCGUGGCCUAGACACUCCUAGAUAGCAGUAACCCUAAAGAGCAUCUCCGAGACGUGAUACGCUGCAACCAG